Messenger RNA from Girardinichthys multiradiatus, 5468 nucleotides. It is a transcript of the gene kcng4a, whose product is annotated as potassium voltage-gated channel, subfamily G, member 4a. Gene Ontology annotation, molecular function: delayed rectifier potassium channel activity; protein binding. The record is from RefSeq and is a predicted model, not a curated record. The coding region runs from base 1732 to 3339 and encodes 535 amino acids. NCBI's taxonomy places the organism in Eukaryota, Metazoa, Chordata, Actinopteri, Cyprinodontiformes, Goodeidae. Gene Ontology annotation, biological process: protein homooligomerization; potassium ion transmembrane transport. The transcript is spliced from 5 exons. Gene Ontology annotation, cellular component: membrane; voltage-gated potassium channel complex.
CCUUAAAAUAAUUAAAUAAUGUAGAAUAAUUAUAUUUCCUUUGAACACUGAAUUCAUCUUUUAUUUUUAUCCUUUUUCUCUACAUUAAAUUUAUGAUAUUGAACAUAUUGUAUUUAUUCAGGGCUGCUGUCGGGGCAGGUGGUAGCACUGUUGCCGUGCAGUAAGAAGGUCCUGGGUUCGACCUCCGGCCAGGGUCUUUCUGCAUGGAGUUUGCAUGUUCUCCCCGUGCAUGCGUGGGUUCUCACCGGGUACUCCGGCCUCUUCACACUGUCCAAAGACAUGGCUGUGAGGUUAAGUGAUCUCUCUAAAUUGCCCUUAGGUGUGAAUGAGCUUGUGCAUGUUUUUUCUUUGUCCUGUCUGUGUUGCCCUGCGAUGGACUGGCGACCUGUCCAGGGUGUACCCUGCCUCCGGCCCAUAGACUACUGGAGAUAGGCACCAGCUCCCCCGCGACCCACUAUGGAAGAAGCUGUAGAAAAUGGCUGAUUGUUCAGUUGUGGCACUGUUGGCCCUCGAAUCUCGAUGCUUUAGAUGUCUUAUUGCUGACUGUAAUUCGAGAGGAAACCGCGCCCCCUGUUGCGCGCAGCUCGCUGAGGGUAGAAACAAAGAGCACAACAUCUCCUCUCUGUCCUUGAAUUUCACAGAAUCUAUCCAUAAGCAGAUUAAUCCUGCGGACUCCAGGAGGCAUUCAGCGCCUUUAGUUCUUCUGAAACCUCCUCCAGGGGUUUCACACUGGAUGUCCCUGGUUACUGUUGCGCUUCCCGUCACCUUUACACAAACUUGAACUUGGUUAAGCUGCCCGAGGCACCCGUGGUACGCACAGCGGCUCCGAUCUGCCUCCCCUCCCUUGCGCCUCCUCCUCCUCCUCCUCCUCCUCCUUCUGCAGCACCACUGGCUGGGCUGGAACGGGACACUUUCAGAACCUUUACCUGUUUCCCGCUUCCAAUGCGUUCAGACUGCCAGCACACCUUCCAUCGGCUUGGAGGAUAUGGAUGGCAGGGAUGUUAUGGUGGCAUAAAGCGGCAGAGGCUGCAGGCUGACAGCCUGAUGUGGAGCUGAAGAGGUUGCGGGGGGAUCGCGCAGUGACGGAGGGGUUUCCCUCAGAUCUCAUCCGGCCAUCUGGAGAUGAGUGCGGGACACAAAAUGACAGCAUUAUGGUGCAGUUAUUACCGUCGACUUCCAGCAGGAAGGUUCUGAGUCGGUUCCGGUCUUUCUGUGCAGGUUGCGUGUUCUCCUGCGACGGUGCUGCAGCAAACAACAACCAGACAACCAAAUGCAAUAAUUAUUCUAACAGGCAUCUGCCUUUCAUUGAUGGGUGUGUGACCUGCCAAAGUUGUAUCCCAUCAUUAAUCAUCCCCAGCCGAGCUGCAGCUUGAUGACCCACGCCUGCAUGAUGCCACCAUGUUGCUGGGCCCUCCCUAAUCCUGCAGGGGCGACCCGAAGGAUCCCCUUCAGUACCCAAAUCCAUGCCAGCAGUCAUCAAACUCUGCAGCUAUCAACCACCAAUCAAUAACCAAUGAGCUUGAGGGAGACAAUAAGGACAUCUACAGUAACCCACAUUCAGUCUUGGCAGCAUAUUCUAAGCUUUAACGAAAGUCACCGCAGUUCGACAUAAACAAAGUACUACUCUAUUCUUGGUGUAGAAGUGCAGAAAAGCGUUGUACUCAGACUCUUUCUGUUCUCGUCCUGUUCUGAGCGGCCCGCUGUUGAGCAGCGUGCCUUCUAAAUGCUGCCAUGCCCAUCAUCAGCAACACCAACCAUGAUUUCAGCAAUCUGUCCGUCAGUGAUGACAGCAGUCUGGACCGGAUCUUCACUGAGAUUCCAGAGACCGAGACCAUCAAGGGCGUGUACUACCAGAGAGCCCAGUUCAUCCGCAAGCCAGAGGACCUGGUGUCCAUUGACCAUGCAUUGUUGGCUGUGAUAAAUGUGGGGGGGAACCGUUACACCUUUCCCUGGACCACCCUGGAGCAGUUCCCCCUCACCAGACUUGGUCGCCUCUGUGGCUGCCGGUCACUUGAGGACAUUGCCAGCGUAUGUGAUGACUACGACGAAUCCAGAAAGGAGUUCUUCUUCGACCGCUCUCCGUCCGCCUUUAAGGUCAUCCUUAACUUCCUCGCAGCAGGGAAACUCCGGCUCCUGCGAGAGAUGUGCGUCCUUUCCCUGCAUGACGAGUUGAACUACUGGGGGGUGGAGAUGGCGUACAUGGAGCGCUGCUGUAAGAGAAAGAUGUACACACGCAUCGAGGAGGUGCACGAGAAGGAGAGGCGGGAGGAGGAGCGUAGGCAUCGAAACGCAAUGCAGCGAGUGCCAGUGGAGGAAACAAAGUACAGAAAAGUGAUGAACUGGCUGAGAGAUAUGGUGGAGAAUCCUCAGUCAGGCCUACCAGGGAAAAUCUUCGCCUGCUUUUCAGUGAUCAUGGUCGCGGUCACUGUGGUUAGCUUGUGUAUCAGCACCAUGCCUGACCUCAGAGAGGAGGAGGACAGGGGUGAGUGUUCCUCCAAAUGCUACAACAUGUUCAUCAUAGAGACGGUGUGUGUGGCCUGGUUCUCCCUGGAGUUCAUCCUGCGCUUCAUUCAGGCACGCAGCAAGCUUGAUUUUCUCCGUGGGCCUCUCAAUAUCAUCGACGCUAUGGCCAUCCUGCCCUACUACGUGUCACUUGUGGUGACAGAGGAGGAUCAGAGCUUUGAGCACGAGAGACCCGGUGGAGGUAAGGGCUAUUUGGACAAACUGGGUCUGGUGCUAAGGAUCCUGCGGGCACUUAGGAUUCUGUAUGUGAUGCGACUGGCUCGCCACUCCCUCGGCUUGCAGGUGCUGGGACUGACGGUCAGACGCAGCACCCGGGAGUUUGGCCUCCUUCUGCUUUUCCUCUGUGUGGCGGUCACCCUUUUCUCCCCUCUGGUCCACCUAGCUGAAAGCGAGCUUACCGGCACCCAUGACUUCAGCAGCAUUCCUGCCUCUUACUGGUGGGCAAUUAUUUCUAUGACAACCGUAGGGUACGGUGACAUGGUCCCAAGGUCCAUUCCAGGGCAGGUUGUGGCACUGAGCAGCAUCCUCAGUGGGAUUCUCAUCAUGGCUUUUCCCGCUACCUCCAUCUUCCAUAUGUUUUCCCGCUCCUACCAAGAGCUCAAGAUGGAGCAUGACCGGUUGUUCAAGGAGGAGUGUGCAGAUGCUGCGGCUGCGGCUGCCUUGCAGGAGGUGGGAGGUGAAGACGAGGAGGAGUCACCCCAAUCUGAACAUCAAGACAAAACCAAGGAGCAGUCAAUGGAGUCUCUGGCUUUGCUUGGUAAAGGUGGUGAAGCUGCAGGAACUAAUAAUCACAGCCUUCCAGCAGCAGCUUUCUGAAGACUCAUGCUGGGUGCUGAACUUUCAUUAAAACAAGUUCACUGAUCUUUGUGCCGCUUAAACUACAAGUACAACUAAGGGACUAAUACCCCAAAAGCCUAACUGCCCAUUAUUGGCAUUUGUAUUGUUUUGGAUACAAAUAAAUGUUGUUUUUUGUACUUUUGCUUUUCAGUGCAUUGACUGGAAAAGGGAAGAGAAACUGGAGGACUAACAACCCUUUAAACAGGAUGGUUGUCUGCGUCUGACCAGAAGGCCUCUGCAAUAUUAGAAAUAGGCUGCUUCCAAAAACUUGCAAUAUUAAAUCCAAAGUUGCUUCUCCUUCCACUGUGAAAAUACUUUAACUGGCUGCAAUGUUUGUUAAAUUUUCAUUUCUAUUUAAUAUGUUGCCUGAAGUAUGAUCUAAAAUGGUAUCAUACUCAACCUUUCGGCCAUGAAUGCAAAUAAGUGCACCUCCUAGUUUAAACAUGAGAAACCAUGUUCUGAGUAGAAAUAAUAAAUGCAUUCCGGCCCAUGUGUAAUGUAUAUGUUUUUCUCUCUCAUGUUUAAAUGCUUAGACCCAAGGAAUAACUGAUGGUUUUGUAAACUGUGGUAAUAUGCGCUGCUGUGAAAAAGUUACAGAUAUGUUCUAUUUAUGCUUUAUUGUAACACUUAAAUGUUUCAGACUAUCAAACCAAUUAGUAUCAAAGAUGACCUGAAAAAAGAAAGAGGAAAUCAGAUUUUUAAUGGAACAAAUCCAAACAAAUUUAGUCAGAUUGGAGAGUUUUCCAGCAUGAAAAGACUGUUAAAGAUCAUACCACGGCAUAUCAAUCAGAUUUAAGACCAAACUUUUAACUAGUUUACUUUAAAAUCUUGAUUUUGACCGUUUUAGACAAUCAGAGGUGGACAUGUUGGUGUGCAUCAGGUUCUAUGUUCUGCUGUGGAACCCAAGGGUGCUUAUGCUUAAGGUCACAAAGUGAUGAACGGACAUUUUCCAUCAAAAUCUUCUGCUAGAGAGCAACAUUCAUGGCUCUACAAUGUAAAUCAAGUCAUUCAAAUACUGAAGCAACAAAACAGGCCCAGACCAUUACAUUUCCACCACCAUGUUUGGCUGUAGAUAUGAUGUUCUGUUUCAACAAUGCUGUGUUAGUUUUACACUAGAUAUAAUGGGACAAACAUCUUUCAAAAAAGUCCACUUUUGUCUCAUCAGUCCACAGGAUAUUUUCCAAAAGUCUUGGAGCUCAUCAAGAUGUUUUUUGGUAAACAUGAAACAGCAUUUUUAUUCUUUUGGGUCAGCUAUGAUUCUGGCCUUGGAACUCUCCCAUGAAGGCCAUUUUUGCCCAAUCUCUCUUUCUUAAUGUCCUUAAUCUCAUUAACUCUGACCUUAAUUGAGGCACUGAGGCCUACAGACAAUGUUCUGAUGAUGUUCUGGGUUCUUCUGUCACCUCCUGAAUAAAUGGUUGGUGAGCUGUUGAAGUGAUUUUGGUAUUUCGGCCACUCCUGGGAAGGUUCUCCACUGUUCCAUAUUUUCAUCAUCUGGGGAUAAUGAUUCUUACUGUGGUUCUCUGGAGUCCUAAAGCCCUAGAAAUGGAUUUGCAACCCUUUCAAAACUGUUUCUCAUUUGUUCCAUGAAGUCGAGGCCUAAAUUGUAGCUGUUUGAGAUCCUUUUACUUCAUGUUUCUACAGGUCUGACAGUAAUCCCACCUUGAUGUGGUUGAUGGCGAGGAGCCAUAAAAUUUUGUUAUGUUUUGUUUAUUUAUGAAUUAACAAAAGGGGGAAUCACUUUUUUGACACAGGGCCAGGUUGGUUUUGAUAGCUUUUUCCUUUAAUAAAAGAAAUCGUGGUUGGAAUAGUUUUCUCUACUCAGGUUUUCUUUGUCUGAUUUUAAUAUUUGUUUGAUGAUCUAAAACAUUUAAGUGUGGCGGAACAGGAAAAGCAAAACAAUCUGUAAGGGGGUAAGUCAUUUUCCACAGCGCUGUAUUGCAGGAUGAUCCCUACUGUAAUUUUGUAAUUAAAGAAUGAAAGGAUGGUGAUGAAGACAGAUUAUUUGUUUUAGACAAGGAGGGUGGGUGAUUGAGAGUGAACGCUAAGAACCAUGAAAUGUACUUUGUAAUGCUCCAAAUAAAAGCUCCUAGUAAUCUGAGAGAAAUCCA